GCUAUAAAUAUCGUGCAUAUGUAUUGUCCAUCCUUUAGGGUUAUAUAUAUCUUUCAGAGUCCCGCCGCUGCAAAACCCUAAUUUCACAUAGCUCAAGCACUCUUCUUCUUCUCCAAUGGCUCCAAAGAAAGGUGUGAAGGCCCCUGUUGCAGCGAAGAAGAAGGCGGAUAAGGUGAUGAAUCCGCUAUUCGAGAAGCGCCCGAAGCAAUUUGGCAUUGGAGGUGCUAUCCCUCCGAAGAGGGAUAUGCACAGAUUUGUUAGAUGGCCAAAGGUUGUUCAGAUUCAGAGGAAGAGAAUGAUCCUCAAGCAGCGCUUGAAGGUCCCUCCUGCUUUGAAUCAGUUUACUAAGACCCUGGACAAGAAUCUCGCAACAAACCUGUUCAAGAUGCUGCUUAAGUAUCGCCCUGAAGACAAGGCAGCAAAGAAAGAGCGACUUUUGAAAAAAGCGCAGGCUGAGACCGAAGGCAAAACUAUUGAGUCCAAGAAGCCAAUUGUGGUGAAGUAUGGUCUUAACCAUGUCACCUACCUAAUUGAGCAGAAUAAAGCGCAGCUAGUAGUUAUCGCUCAUGAUGUGGAUCCAAUUGAAUUGGUUGUCUGGCUUCCUGCACUAUGCAGGAAGAUGGAAAUUCCUUACUGCAUUGUGAAGGGCAAAGCACGACUGGGAACAAUUGUUCACAAGAAAACUGCAUCUGUAUUGUGCCUCACAACUGUGAAGAAUGAGGACAAGAUGGAGUUCAGCAAAAUCUUGGAAGCUAUUAAGGCAAAUUUCAAUGAUAAAUACGAGGAGUACCGCAAGAAGUGGGGAGGUGGUAUCAUGGGUUCGAAAUCACAAGCCAAAACAAGGGCCAAGGAGAGGAUCCUUGCUAAGGAAGCUGCUCAGAGGAUGAAUUAAGAUGCUUCUAUAUUUUAUGGUUCCCCUCAAUCUGUUGGAUUGUUUAAAUUUUCAUCUAGAUUUUCUGUAAGACAUAAUAUUUUUCAAAGGCAGAGUCGAGAUAUGUUUGUUA
This is a messenger RNA of Daucus carota subsp. sativus, 1004 nucleotides long. RefSeq names its product large ribosomal subunit protein eL8y. Lineage: Eukaryota; Viridiplantae; Streptophyta; Magnoliopsida; Apiales; Apiaceae. Gene Ontology annotation, molecular function: RNA binding. Gene Ontology annotation, biological process: ribosome biogenesis; maturation of LSU-rRNA. Bases 116 to 892 code for a protein of 258 amino acids. The record is from RefSeq and is a predicted model, not a curated record. The transcript has 7 exons. Gene Ontology annotation, cellular component: cytosolic large ribosomal subunit.